CUGAUUGUAAACAUGUUUACAACGCUCCACAGCGAGGAUACGGAGUAUUCGGCGGAUUCCGUGGAGUGGCUGCCGGAGGAUGAUCCGGAAACGGGCUUCUUUGCCUGCGGUACCUACCAGUUGGUCCAGGAUGACGCGGAAGCCCCCGAAGAAGCUUCUCCCAAAGGUCGUCCCCGCAAAGGUCGCGUUUAUUUAUACCAAUUCGGUAACACAAAUUCUGCACUGGAGCGGCUGCAGUGCAUCGAAACGUCGGCCAUACUGGACAUGAAGUGGCUGCCAGCUUGGUCUGGUGAUGGCAAUCCACUCCUAUCCACCGUAAAUUCAUUGGGUCAACUGGAGAUCUAUCAAUUUCUAAGGGAUGACAAGAAACUACAGAAACGCACGUGUUUUUCUCUGGAAGAGGAGGCGCACAAGGAAUCGCCAUUGGCUCUGGCCCUGGAUUGGCGGCAGGAAGAGCAGCACAUUCAACUGGCCAUCUCGGAUUCCAAGGGAGGCCUGAAUCUAUUGAAGUACUCGCCACAGGGUGAGGUAAUCCGGGAGCGUUCCUGGUCUGCUCAUGGUUUUGAGGCCUGGACCUGUGCCUUUGAUCGCUGGUCACCGCAUCUCUUGUAUAGUGGUGGCGACGAUAUGCUCCUCAUGGCCCACGAUUUGCGCACGGAGCAGCGAGCAUGGACGAAUCGGGCCCAUAUGGCUGGAGUCACUUGCCUGCUCAGUCAUCCGAAGCACGAAAACCAUCUGCUCACGGGCAGCUACGAUGAGCAGCUCCGGUUAUUCGAUACCCGAGCCAUGAAGCGAACUCUGGCGGAACUGGACUUGGGCGGAGGCAUCUGGCGGCUAAAGCCGCAUCCCGCCUACCCCGAUCUUAUCCUGGCCGCCUGCAUGUACACCAACUUUAGCCUGGUGCAGCUGGAUGCCAAGGAUCCUAGCCUGUGUUUACUGGGAGCCUAUGAGGAGCACAAGAGCAUCUGCUAUGGCGCCGAUUGGGGUCCUGGUUCUAAUAAGGACGAUGGAGCCUUGAUUAUGGGCACCUGCUCGUUUUAUGAUCAUAAGUUGUGCGUCAGUCGCGUGGAGAUUGGCAAAUAAAUUGAAAUUUUCUGUAUUUUAAAUUUAAGUGUAGAUUUUUACAAAUGUUAUGUUUUGUAAUGCAUUUUUCACCAAUAAGAAAUAUUAAUCAAAUCAAGUUAUAAAAAGUUCCUCUACUAUUUUAUUUUAAAUAUAUUCAAUACCUGUUUUGUCGGAUAAUAAGUCAGAGAUCGAAAAUAAAUUAAAGAAAAGUUUAUUCUCCCUUAUUUCAUAACGCUGGAAUACACUUUGAGAUUAGGAUCUUAAAAAAAUCACAAAUAAAUAAAUUUUUCGAUUUGUAUUAAUUAAAUAAUAAUAGUAAAAUCCUGUUAAUAUCUAGAAUUAUUUUUGAAAAACCAUCCAUCCCUGGAUCGAUAGCACUUGGACCUUGGAGUAGCCCUGGGCGAUCAAUCGUUAUCGCUGAGAGAAGAUUUUGUGUUGCCAUCCCUUGAGGAAACAUUCGAAUUUGCAGAUAAUACAUGUAAUUGGUUGAUUUCAGCUUCUGUCAUGCAUCCUGAACAAAAUCCAACCCACAAUGUGGACGAGGCAGUACUUGACCGGGCGCGGGAGAGCAUCGAGGAGAUGCACCAGCUUGUGCAGACUCUGAUGGUUGACCUAAAGGACGAAUCCGGGGCCGCACAGAUGGUGGCCCUGACCAUUAACGAGCGCAUCCUGCAGCUGAUCAGCGAUUGCGAAGAGGCACAAAGUGAGGAGCAGAUGCUCAACCAGGAACUGCAGCGAUUCCAGGACAAAUAGACAAAUGGCUGGAGAGCGUGCGGUUAAUUUUGAUUUGUUUUAUAAAUACAUAUGUAAAAUAUA
Drosophila rhopaloa is the source of this 1881-nucleotide messenger RNA. Its product is annotated as diphthine methyltransferase. The transcript has 2 exons. Gene Ontology annotation, molecular function: protein binding. NCBI's taxonomy places the organism in Eukaryota, Metazoa, Arthropoda, Insecta, Diptera, Drosophilidae. The record is from RefSeq and is a predicted model, not a curated record. Bases 13 to 1083 code for a protein of 356 amino acids.